Messenger RNA from Ostrea edulis (European flat oyster), 555 nucleotides. Its product is annotated as tripartite motif-containing protein 45-like. NCBI's taxonomy places the organism in Eukaryota, Metazoa, Mollusca, Bivalvia, Ostreida, Ostreidae. The transcript has a single exon. The record is from RefSeq and is a predicted model, not a curated record. Bases 1 to 555 code for a protein of 184 amino acids. Gene Ontology annotation, molecular function: zinc ion binding.
AUGCAUCCCAGGUGCAGUGCCCAGGAAGUCUUACUGUGUGACGUUUGUGAAACUGUCCCCCUACAGAGUCACUGUGAACUUUGUAAAAUUGAUCUCUGCAGUAACUGUGUCGUAAAACAUCUCUCCGACUCGUCUAAAAGACACAAUGUUGUAUCUUAUAAGGAUAUAGUGCAUAUCCGUAAGUACCCAAAAUGUUCGAAACAUGCCGAGAAACACUGUGAACUUUACUGCGAGAAAUGUGACAUUCCUGUCUGUUCUACCAGUGUCUCACAUAAACAUAGUGGGCACAUUUUAUGCGAUGUUCUGAAAAAAAUCGGAUCUAAAACACAAGGUUUAAAAAAUGAUUUGGAAGAACUAGAGACCAGAACUUCUCCCCGAUAUGACGAAAUGGCCUCCGAUAUCCAAACUAAGAAAGCCCAGGUAGAAACGAAUUACGGGAAACUGUCAACAGUUGUCGGCCAACAAGGAGAAAUCUGGCACCAAGAGAUCACCGCCAUUGUCAACCAAGUGAAAUCCGACAUUGCAGAGAUGAAAACUAAACAUAUGGCUGCCUAA